UUCUUUUAAUAUGCAUAUAUAUAACCUAAAUUGAAUUGGGAAAUUAUUAAUUUAUUUUUUUUGAGCUUCUUAUUCGAAAUGCAACACUGUGGAAGUGAUAAGGUCAUUGUGGAUUCUAUUGUACUUAUCCCUCGAUUUGUUUUUAGUUGUUGUUUCAUCCACUAUUUGCAUUUUAAUUUCUUCACAAAUAUUUUUGCAAGAAUUUUUUUUCUAUCAAAAAUUUUUUAAAUUCUAAGUGUAAAUAUCGUAUUGAAAACAUGUUAAAACCGAAAGCAUUGACACAGGUGCUGGCACAAGCAAAUACUGGUGGUGUGGAGAAUACACUUUUACUGAGCCAGGAAGGUGCCUUGCUUGCAUAUGCCGGUUAUGGUGAUAAGGACGCUCGUGUAACAGCGGCAAUUGCUAGUAGCAUUUGGGCUGCAUAUGAAAAGCAUGGACGCAAUGCAUUCCGAGAAGAUCGUCUUACAUUUGUGCUAUUGGAUUGUGAAUGCGGUCAUGUGGCCAUUACCCAGGUGGCGAGCAUAUUGCUUUGCUUAUAUGCAAAAGAAAUGGUGGGUUUGGGCUUAUUGAAACAGAAGGCAAUGGCUUUGGCCAACUACUUGGAGGGCCCAUUGAAACAGAUUGCAGCCUCAUAAAGUUUCCUUUUUAUAUAAACUGGAAAAUUAUAAUUAAACCAAAAACAGUAAAAUAAAAUUAUGUUAAGCUAUCACCUAAAACUAAAGUGAGAAAGAAACAAACUUGCAAUCUUUAUGUAUUUAAUGAAAUUUAAUUGUAAUUAGGAUGUAAUGGUAUUGGCAUACAUAUAGUUGUUUUUAUAAACUGAUUAAAAUUAUAAAAUUUAAA
Ceratitis capitata (Mediterranean fruit fly) is the source of this 843-nucleotide messenger RNA. It is a transcript of the gene Lamtor2, whose product is annotated as ragulator complex protein LAMTOR2 homolog. Gene Ontology annotation, molecular function: guanyl-nucleotide exchange factor activity; molecular adaptor activity. The transcript has 3 exons. Gene Ontology annotation, biological process: positive regulation of TOR signaling; cellular response to amino acid stimulus. The record is from RefSeq and is a predicted model, not a curated record. The coding region runs from base 258 to 635 and encodes 125 amino acids. Lineage: Eukaryota; Metazoa; Arthropoda; Insecta; Diptera; Tephritidae. Gene Ontology annotation, cellular component: Ragulator complex.